Messenger RNA from Liolophura sinensis, 3302 nucleotides. RefSeq lists its product as uncharacterized. Bases 325 to 3147 code for a protein of 940 amino acids. The record is from RefSeq and is a predicted model, not a curated record. Gene Ontology annotation, cellular component: cytosol; cAMP-dependent protein kinase complex. Gene Ontology annotation, biological process: negative regulation of cAMP-dependent protein kinase activity. The transcript has 9 exons. Gene Ontology annotation, molecular function: cAMP binding; protein kinase A catalytic subunit binding; cAMP-dependent protein kinase inhibitor activity. NCBI's taxonomy places the organism in Eukaryota, Metazoa, Mollusca, Polyplacophora, Chitonida, Chitonidae.
ACAAAAAUUAACGGGAGCCAACCGUAUCUAUGUACGUACACGGGUCACUGAGUCCGGGGUCGACCCUCGGAUCUAUAUACCUUUAAUAGUGGGAUAUGUGAAAAGAUAUCGGUAUAAACAAUAUAUUCGCAGUUGGACUGAGCGGCUAAAAUACGCACUACACCAUCACUUAGUCACAGUGAGGAAUUAAACCUGAGGACUCAACUUAGACAGUUCGACAAGUGUCCUGAUGAAAAGAAGUGAGUGAAGAAAGAUGUCGGAAAGCUGUUCACUGCCUGCUCUGUGAUUUCACUAUAUACGGGAGUUUACGUGACGAGUCUUAAGAUGUCGCAGAAUGUAGACAGAGUGAUUGAGGUGAUCUCCAAGGAUACCGGAAGUCGUCAGGAUUACGAGAUCGAGGCUAUAGCGCCCUGGCUUCGGAAGAGAAGUCAGCUGUUGCAAGGUGUAGAAAAAGCCGUACUCUACGACAUCUUGAGGAACUGUUACCACCAGCGUUCUCAGAAAGAUGACGUCAUCAUCCGCCAGUGUGAAAUCGGUGAAACUUUUUACAUCAUCCUUCGCGGCACGGUGUCUGUGUACAUCGACUCCCAGAUGAGCGGAGAGGACAGCAUACCCACGGUCGGGGCUCCUGUUAAGGGCGUAGAGAUAGACAGGCAGUCUAAGAGGCGGAAGGCUCCUGCCAAACCUCAGUCCCCGGUCAAGAACAUCAGCGGAGCACACAGGGCCAAGUUUGGAAAAUUCAUCGUUAAAUUUGAGCCGGGAAAGAGUUUUGGUGAGAUAGCUCUGCUAACCAAGGGAAGCAUCAGAAACGCUUCCAUUAUCGUUGACGAAGAAACAGAUUUUUUGGUCGUGCAUAGAGAUCUCUUCAACCGAUGUCUCAAGGAACACGAAGAGCGCGAGUUCGCGGCGAUCCGGGAUUUCGUGGACACGCAUCCAUUCUUCGGCCAAUGGCAGCGUCGCUUGAAGCGCUUCUUGGAGAUGAGCGUGAGGAAGGAAGUUUACGAGUACAACUCUGUUAUCGUCAAACAAGGGGAACCAGUCACAGCCUUGUACUUUAUAUAUCGGGGACAGGCCAAAGUUUUGAUUGAUCCGACGAAACAUAAGAAUCAGUACCGUCGAUUGUGGCCGUUCGAAGCCGUUUCAGAUUUGUAUGCCCAAGAGUUUGAGUGGUUAAGAGAAGCGCGGAAGCAGGCAAUUGCUAAGAAAUAUAGUCAGGAUCCAACUGUCCUUCAGACAAAAAACGAGAACUUACUAGUCCGUCGAUCAGAGGGAUACGCGGCUGCUGAGAAACUUAUUCAUGGGAGAACGAUAACUCUGUGCACUGUGAACAAUAUGGAGGUCAUAGGUGACGCAGAGGUCAUCUCCAAACUGGACACCUACAUGCAAACUGUCGUCUGCACAUCCGGUACCCAAGUCUACAUCCUGGACAUGAAAAAUUAUGAAAGAUUAGUGCUUAAAAAGAACCCUGCCACUCUUCAGGUGAUAAAAGAUAUUGUGAGUGACAAACUUUUCGGUAGGAUGAGCUCUCAUCAAGGAAAGCAAAUUCCUCUUUUAAAAUACCUUCAUUUUAAACUCAACGAGGAAAAUUACCAGUCUUCCAAAGAGUUACCUCCCUUAAAAACCACAAAGACUCUUCCUGAUUCCGAGCUGCUGCAAAAGUAUUUGGUGAAGGCCUUUGUUGAAGGUAAAUCUCAGAUCUGUGAGCCUCAUGUACCAGGCAUGACAUAUUACAGAGAGCUAAUGCAAGAUAAAGCCAGAAUCAGAGAGAACAUCCGGACAAACCAAGGUAUAAAGCGCCAUCGGGAAAAACUUUACUCAGAAAAACUUAAGAACAGAAAACCUCGUAGUUCUGCAGCCCUAAAAGAUGCGCUAAACCUGAUGGAAGAAGACGACAUGGUAGCUUGGAGAGAACAGAUCGGAAAAGAUUUCCUAGAAAUGAUUGUUCCUCCCUCUAAAAACAUUUCAAAGGGGAAAGAAACUUCCCACACUGGGAAAGGCUUACAAAACUAUAAAGGUGAAAAGAAGCCACAAAAUCUGACCUUCCAUUUUGCCUCUCAGGAGAAUGCCAAAGCGGGUUCCCAGUCACCCACGAGUGUUGAAAUCCCUGCGGAUGAACCAAACGUGACGUCUGUUCUGAACAAGCCUUUACCUCCUGAGAUGAACCAAAAUGAAAAUGAACCAAUCUCUGCGACUAACUGUGAAGAAUUGAAUCAAAGAGGAGAAAACAGUGAAAUUUUGGAACAAAAAGAAAUGCAGGCGGAGACGAAUCCCGAUACUGAAUUCUCUGAGAAAACGGAGGGGCAAGACGCCGAUGAUCCGAAAGCUAGGCAAAGUAAGAGCAAGCAAAAUAAGACCGUCAUGGUGACGCAUCUGACAACCAUCCGAGAGGAGAGUUAUAUACACCCAGAGCCCGAUGAGUCGCUUGUGGAACAUCGGUCAGAGACGGAGCAGACAGAAGCGACACUGUCUACAGAGCCAGUGCUUCACAAAGAGAAGCGCGGCGAGGAAACGACAGCGACUGAUGAACAAGUAAUGGUGCGUGCGGAAGAUGAGCAUGAUGAGGUCACAACUAGAGCUGUUUCGCCACAAGAGACUAACGAGAACUUUGGGGCGCGUAGACCCGCACCUGAUGUUAAUGGUGAGACACCCGUGGAGGAAAAUGUGUCUGCAGGGGCCCGUGCAUGGAGUCUAACGCGACAAUUCGUGCAGCAGAAGAUCGAGAGGAAGAAGCAAGAAAGCACGUUGUUUGACGACCGCUACACGGAGUACAAGGAUUACGAGACGAGUGAGAGGACGCUGACAUUCCUUGAGAACCGUCUAAAAGCCUUUCACCUUAAGUACAGCACAAGCAGACGACCAAUUAAACUACCGAAGCUGAGGCGGUUCAGAGUCGAACAGGACGAAUUAUACAAGUCCAUGAGGAAAGGUGGUCGCGUGAGAAUUAAGCGGCGCGCUUGCGAACUCAGCCAAACAGAAUACAAGAUAAAGGACCAUCAGCACGUGCACUAUCACAUGGUUCCAAAAAUUGUUGAAGUUCAGGACAUGAGAAAGACUCGGAUGGUGAUGCAGUUUAUUGUUGAUAACCCUGCGAGAAGAGAAACUGGAGAUAUGUUUGUGAUUCCAACGGGGAAUAACAGUGACCGAUAGGAUCAUGAAUAAUCACAGUGGUAACCAUUCCAUUCUACGCAAACUGCUGGUACUACCAACGAUUUGUUUUGUACCAGCAAAUGUACAUGUCACAAAUGAAAGACUUUCACGGAAUUCCUUAGAUGAAGUAUCCACAAAUAGAAAGAAUGGUCUAG